UCCAGUGGAAAAAUAUGAAUUACAGCACUGCGUGGUGGACAUGCGCGGAGCUGCAGCGAACAUGGCGGCUUGCAUCUGAUAGAAAGUGAGGGAUCUGCUGCUCGCACGUCAGUCUGACUUCACCUCCUCUGCAGCAGCUCGUUUGACUCUGGUCGUCAUGGGCCGAACUCCACACAGAGAUCAAAAAGAGGAGAAGAAGGAGAGGAGGAGCAGCAUCACAGCAGGCUCUGCCCUCGACAAAUCUAACGAACCGUUCAGCUGGGAAGAUUAUCUGAGACAAACAUCCUCCGUUGCAGCUUCACCUACAUGCUUCAAACAGUCCAGACUCCCCCCCUCCAACGACUUCAAAGCAGGUAUGAAACUCGAGGCGCGGGACCCUCGCAACUCUAACUCGGUGUGCAUCGCGACGGUGAUGGGCAUGAUGGGUACUCGUCUACGUCUGCGGCUUGAUGGCAGCGACAACACCAAUGACUUCUGGCGGCUGAUCGACUCCUCAGACAUCCAACCAAUAGGAACCUGCGAGAGGAACGGAGACAUGCUGCAGCCCCCGCUGGGUUUCAGGAUGAACGCCUCCUCGUGGCCAAUGUUUCUGCUGCGGACGCUGAGCGGAGCAGAGAUGGCCCCUGCCUCUGCUUUUAAGAAGGAUCCAGCCAGCCCUGUUAAAAACUACUUCCAGCCUGGUAUGAAGCUGGAGGCGGUGGACAGGAAGAACCCCUACCUGAUUUGUCCUGCCACAGUGGGGGAGGUCAGAGGUCAGGAGAUUUUCGUCAUGUUUGACGGCUGGCGAGGCGCCUUCGACUACUGGUGCCCCUUCGACUCCAGAGACAUCUUCCCCGUCGGCUGGUGUUCUCUGACAAAGCACAGCCUACAGCCGCCUGGAAACUUCUUUACCCUCCCUGGAGCACUCCUUGCCCCUGUUUCUUCCACCUCUGCCUCCUUUACAACACGUCGGUCCUCGUUCACCUCCUCCUCCUCCAUGCAGACCUCGUACCGACUCCCCAACCCCUUGCCACCCCUCCCCGUUCGAAAAGGAGUCCGAGGUCGCCGUCCCAAAUCCCAGACUAUUGCUUUGUUGAAGGCGGCGGCCGAGGCUGCGGCGGCAGCGGCAGCAGUAAAUGGAGCACCGCAGAGCCCUGCCAGGACGAGCUCUGAGACUCAACUGGCCCCCAGACCACACAAGAAGAGAGGGCCCAAGCCAAGGAACAAGAAGAAGCCUCGGGUGGUGCAAUCCCUGGGGUCGUCAUCAGUCACAGCUCCGCCUCCAGAGACCAGACUGAGCUCCAGCCACGCCUCAGCCGACAACAACAACCAUAGCAACAGCUCAAAUGUAGUUUGCACAGUUUGUGUCUACGUGAACAAGCACGGUGACUACGGCCCGAACCUCGACCGAAAACUGGUGCAGCAGCUGCCGGAUCACUUCGGCCCAGCUCCAGUCAAUGCCGUGCUUCAGCAAGCGGUUCAGGCCUGCGUGGACUGUACAUACCAGCCGUCUGUGCUGCUGUCAUUCCUGCAGAGCCAGUCCCACACAGGAGGAGAGGUCAUCAGAGAAUUUCGUUUAGAGGAGUCCCCAACUGCAGAAAUACACUUCCCUCAUUCAACAGCGAGCUCAACAACAGGACCAGACCACUUGAAACCGGACAAGGAAGGUUCAGGGAACAACGCUUCUUCCUGGUCUGUUGAUGAUGUCAUAAGGUUCGUCCAGGAGGCGGAUCCCCACACUCUGGGCCCACACAUCGAACUGUUUAGGAAACAUGAGAUUGAUGGCAAGGCUCUGAUGCUGCUGCGCAGUGAUGUCAUCAUGAAGUACAUGGGACUGAAGCUUGGCCCGGCGCUCAAACUCUGUCAUCACAUCGAGAAGCUGAAACAGACCAAACAAUAGGCGAUAAAGACUCGUUCUUCUCUCACUGGCAACCAAACACACAGACAUGCAUUAUUCUGCAGGGACGAAAUGCAGCGAACAUCCACCUUAACCAGGCCGAAGCCACCGCUGAGGACGCCAAGCUCACGUCCUCUGGACUUUUUAUAAAUUUGGGGAUUUAAGCUGACUGCAGAGAGUCAAGGAUUUACACAUGCUGGGUAUUUUAUGAACGGAUUUAACUAGUUUUUGGCCAAGUAAACAAAUAAAUCCACAAAGAUUACAGCUUUGAUAUCUUUGAAAAAUCAUACCAACCUCGCAUCUUAAGAAAUAAAAUAAUUGCAUAAAGUAAUAACAGUAAUUAACAAUAGUCAUUUCUGUAGCUAUGAGCGGAACAAUCUUUAUUAAUGGAAACACCUUUCACAUUAAGACGGAUACACAACACAUAAGUAGUAUCAGUUCAUCUGACCACAGAUAACAUUAGUGCAUUAGUUCAUGUUUUUUGCCUUAUUAUGAACUGGAGGCCAUAAUUUAUUAGUUAAGUUACCUCUACAUUGCCACUGUAAAGGACGCACACACACGUUGUUGUCACUGUAUUGUUUCCCUGCUCUGCACUGGAGACUGUAAAAGACAUAGUUCAGGUACUGUCAGUGAACGUCUCACUGCAUCAUUUUAAACGACGCUCAACAUCGGUCUCUGUUACAGUCAGAUUUAAUUUAUGCAAGUCAGUGAAUGUAUGCAGUCCAGAGUCAUAACCAACAGGUACUAAAAACAGGAGGGCUCAGCUCUGAAGAAGUGUUGAAGGUUUUUAUUCUAGAGAAGACGUCUUGUUCCCUGAAGUCGUUCUCAAACGACUCAGCUGUUUUUGAGAUCCGAAGUGAGCUCUUUGCACCUCUGUUUAUUUAAACUUUGCAUAUUUUACUUCAAAGGAAAACCUUUCAUCGGUUGUGAUUCUGCAGCGAAGGCCGUUGAUGUAGGAAAUCUGUUACUGAAGAGUUGCCUUCUCUUUUAUUUGUCACGUGCUGGAAGACGGUCAAGUCGGACGGAUUCAGCUUGAGCACUGACGAUUGUAUUAUGCUUUGACAGACAAACACACCCAUGUACAAUGACUGGAAUACUGUAAGUGUUUUGACAUAAAGAUGAGGCUGUGUCAAGUUUUCCUGAAAGAGUAAAGGAUGGACAACCUGUUUUGUAUAAAGCCAAGCCAAAAGGUUGUUUUUUGAUAUCAUUUUGUACUGUAACAAAGUGUAUCAACCUGUAUAAAACUAAAGUGUAAUCAUUUUUUUCUGCCUGAAAUAGUUUUUGUGUGCACCGUCAAAUAACUAGUUUCAGGGCUACGUUGUGUCCCAGUAAUUAUUCACACUUCUCAAAGUAUUUAUCUGUUGUCAGCGGCAGAAAUACUGAUUUUCUGAACAUUUCAGAACCAUUUUUCAAACCAAAUCAUGUUUGUUGUAGCUGCAUUUCACAGGUUUGCUCUCCUGUCGUGGUGCCAAGUCCACACUUGAAACCAUCUUGCUUUAAUGUUAAACUCAGGUUUUAGUAGGGGUUGAUUCUUAGAAUAUGUUUUACAUCAUUAGCAGUUUGUGUUCAUGCGACUGCACAAUAAUCAAGUGUGUAUAUUUUUAUGCUUUGUCAUCUUUCGACCCGCAGCAUUUCAUGUGUGUAUAUAUUCAUAAAUAUAUAUAUACAACAUUUUUACUGUAAGUUUACUGUUUGUUAAAUGUUUGAUAUGUGUUCACACAAUUAAACAUUUGUUAACAUCCUCUCAGUGUUUGAGAACUCU
This is a messenger RNA of Paralichthys olivaceus (Japanese flounder), 3638 nucleotides long. The record is from RefSeq and is a predicted model, not a curated record. NCBI's taxonomy places the organism in Eukaryota, Metazoa, Chordata, Actinopteri, Pleuronectiformes, Paralichthyidae.